Molecule: messenger RNA, 1559 nt
Organism: Tripterygium wilfordii
Lineage: Eukaryota; Viridiplantae; Streptophyta; Magnoliopsida; Celastrales; Celastraceae
Product: arogenate dehydratase 3-like
Exons: 1
Coding region: 143-1390 (415 amino acids)
Biological process (GO): L-phenylalanine biosynthetic process
Cellular component (GO): cytoplasm; chloroplast
Molecular function (GO): prephenate dehydratase activity; arogenate dehydratase activity
Source: RefSeq, a predicted model, not a curated record
CCCUUUUCUCCUCAGCUUGGCUUUCUCUAGUAAUUCAGAGAACUCCAAGCUUCAAAAUCCAUUAACAUUUUACUCCAUUUCUUUUUGUUUCUCUGUCGUUUCAUCCCCAAACAAUACAAGAAAAUACCAAAAAAGUUUCAGGAUGCAGACUAUUUAUCCUCCUUAUACCAACAAUCUGAAUUCCUUAGUGAGGACGAGUCCGCACAAGUUCACCGGAACCGGCUCACCAGCGAGGCUCUCUGUUCAUUGCAUCUCUCGAUCUGACUCCGUACAGUUCCCUAAUGGAAUUGGCUAUAGUCGAGCUGAUUGGCAGACCACCUGCGCCAUCCUUUCCAGCAAGGUCGUUUCCUUGGACCAGCCUACGGACAAGUCCUCAGAGGAGAACCUAAAUCUUAUCCCUAUCGACGCUGCUACUAGCCGCAACGGAUCGCCGGCGUUCCCGCCUCAGAAGGCGUUAUCAAUUACGGAUCUCUCUCCGGCGCCUAUGCACGGCUCUAAGCUUAAAGUGGCGUACCAGGGAGUGACCGGCGCGUAUUCUGAAGCGGCGGCGGGGAAGGCCUACCCGAACUGUGACACCCUUCCGUGCGACCAGUUUGAGGUGGCUUUCCAGGCUGUGGAGCUCUGGAUCGCUGACCGUGCUGUAGUCCCUUUUGAGAAUUCCCUCGGCGGCUCCAUUCACCGGAACUACGAUCUAAUCCUCCGCCACCGCCUGCACAUCGUUGGCGAGGUCCAACUACGUGUCCACCACUGCCUUCUCGCUCUCCCUGGAGUUCGGAAAGAGUGCAUCACUCGAGUCAUUUCUCACCCCCAAGCACUCGCCCAAUGUGAGCACACACUCACCAAACUCGGCCUCCAGGCUACAAGGGAGGCUGUAGACGACACAGCCGGAGCCGCAGAGUAUAUAGCCGUAAACAAUUUGAGAGACACCGCCGCAAUCGCCAGCGCACGCGCCGCCGAGCUCUACGGCAUGCAAAUCCUCGCAGACGGGAUCCAAGACGACUCAAGCAACGUGACUCGGUUCGUGACGCUAGCCAGGGAGCCAAUUAUUCCCCGAACAGAUCGGCCAUUCAAGACGAGCAUAGUGUUCGCUCAAGACAAAGGCACGAGCGUGCUCUUCAAGGUGCUCUCAGCUUUCGCGUUCCGGAACAUAAACUUGACGAAGAUCGAGUCGCGGCCGCACCGGAACCGCCCGAUCAGGCUGGUGGAUGACGCCAAUGUCGGAACAGCAAAGCACUUCGAGUACAUGUUUUAUGUGGAUUUCGAGGCGUCAAUGGCGGAGGUGAGGGCACAGAACGCGUUGGCUGAGGUACAGGAGUACACGUCUUUCUUGAGGGUAUUGGGGAGUUAUCCUAUGGACAUGACCCCAUGGUGUUCUUCUAGGGAUGACUAGUAUUCUGUUUUUUUUAACUUUUUUAAAAAAAUCAUUGUUUGCAGUUUGCACAAACAAUAUAUGGUUUGAUUUAAACAUUCCCUUGUUUAUUAUAUUUUUUGUAAAUUUUAAUUUAUCGAUGAAUGGACGAUUAAGGGAUAUGCAGUAAAAGUCACCAUAAUUUCUUCCA